AUGGCCCUUCUCGCCGCCCGCCGCGCCGCCGCGCUUGUCCGCCCCACCGCCGCCGCGGCAAUUCUCCGCCACACCCCCGCCGGGGCGCGGUUCUCGUCGGCGACGGAUUACAGACCCUUCGUUCGAGGCAUCCGCAAAGGCUCAGAGUUCCUCCGCGCCGAGAAGGAGCAAUCCUCCCGCCCCUCCGCCGCCGAGCUCCGCGCCAAGGCCGACUCCCUCCGCGCCGCCACGCACGACGGCGAGAUCGUCGGCGUCCUCAACUCCGUGAUCCAGUCCCGCCGCCGCGACCUGGUUAAGGGGAUUCCGAAGGACUUCCCUUUCGAAAUCAGCAGAACGGAUGGGAUUCCCCACAUUACUCUUACAAGAAGUCUAAACGGCGAGCAGAUUGAGGUCUUGGUUUCCAUGCCUAAACUCGACCAGGACAAGGAUUGUGACGUUGGUCUGCAGGAAGACGAAGCCGAGAUCUCCCCAGAAGAAUACAUCAUUCCUGUCAGGGUCACUGUAUCCAAGGCUGACGGCUCAAGCCUAGAAUUCACCUGCACUGCUAAUCCUGAUAAUAUUGUCAUCGAGACCUUGUUCAUGAGGCGGAACAAGUCAUCAGGGGCAGAGGAUGCGGUUGCGUCGGAGGGCAAGGAACAUGAUCUGGGUUUAUUAGAUGAAGAGGGUCCUCAUUUCCAGUAAGUAGAUCGAUUAAACUGCCUACGUUGGACAUUAUAAUAGCUGAAUUCCUGGAUUAACCGCUUGCUAAUUUCUCUUUGUUGAUCUGGUGCGUGCAGUGAGCUGGAUAAGAACCUGCAGGAGGCAUUCCAUCAGUAUCUGGAGGUGCGUGGGAUCACACCCAUGACUGCGAAGUUGUUGCGCGAGCACAUGAUGAGCGAGGACAGCCACCUUUCGCCGAAAGAGAAGAGCGAUCACAGGCGCAGGCAUCUCCUCUGGCUGAUGAAGCUGUGGAAUUUCGUCAAGAAAGAUUAACACUAUGUGCGUCUUGAUCCAUCCCGUGCAUUGGGUUGGAUGCAUCGUUUUCUUCGCUCGUUCUGUUUUGUCAGAUCUCUGACACUCAUCCUCUAGACUAGACUAGCCAGGGUCCUUUUUGUUAACUGUAUAAGUUGAUUUUUUUUUGGCCUUAUUUUGUAGAGUAAAACUUGUCAGCGGAAGUUCAGCUUCAUGCAUCGACUUUGUAACGAUAUAUAUUAAUUGUUCAAGUGAGCGUUAAGUAGCAUAAAA
Messenger RNA from Hordeum vulgare subsp. vulgare (domesticated barley), 1224 nucleotides. RefSeq lists its product as uncharacterized. Gene Ontology annotation, cellular component: mitochondrial matrix. Lineage: Eukaryota; Viridiplantae; Streptophyta; Magnoliopsida; Poales; Poaceae. The record is from RefSeq and is a predicted model, not a curated record. The transcript has 2 exons. The coding region runs from base 1 to 681 and encodes 226 amino acids.